This is a messenger RNA of Callorhinus ursinus (northern fur seal), 876 nucleotides long. RefSeq names its product angiopoietin like 8 (gene ANGPTL8). Gene Ontology annotation, cellular component: extracellular region. Gene Ontology annotation, biological process: regulation of lipid metabolic process; triglyceride homeostasis. NCBI's taxonomy places the organism in Eukaryota, Metazoa, Chordata, Mammalia, Carnivora, Otariidae. The record is from RefSeq and is a predicted model, not a curated record.
CGCCGUGGCCGCACCCUCAGAGCCUCAGCCAUGCCCAAGCUCGCACUGUGCCUUUUGUGUGCUCUGGCCACGGUGGCCCAGCCCGCCUCUGCAGCGCCCGUUGGGGGCCUGGAGCUGGCACAACAUGAGGAGCUGACCCUCCUCUUCCACGGGGCCCUGCAGCUGGGUCAGGCCCUCAACGGUGUGUACAGGACCACGGAGGCACGGCUAACAAAGGCUGGGCACAGCCUGGGCCUCUAUAGCCGUGUGCUGGGCCUUCUGGGGCAGGAGGUCAGCCGGGGCCGGGAUGCAGCCCAGGAGCUACGCACAAGCCUGCUGGAGAUGCAGAUGGAGGAGGAUGCUCUGAAGCUGCAAGCAGAGGCCACGGCCCAGGCGCUAGGGGAGGUGGCCCAGGGACAACAGGUGCUGCGGGAGAGCAUGCAGCAGCUGGAAGUCCGGCUGAGGGGCGCUUGGCUGGGCCAUGCCCAGCAAGAAUUUGAGGCCUUAAAGGCCCACGCUGACAAGCAGAGCCACAUCGUGUGGGCGCUCACAGGCCAUGUGCAGCGACAGAGGCGGGAGAUGGCCGCACAGCAGCAUCGGCUACGAAAGAUCCAGGAGAGACUCCAUACAGCGGCGCUCCCAGCCUGAGCCUGCCUGGGUGGAACUGAGGACCAGUCUACACAGAGGGGCGCUGCCAUACCCCACGCGGCCCCUGCACAAAGAGGAGCUGCCUGCCCCCUGGGGUCGGCCAGGGUGCCGGGGCCUGCUUCUGGCCACGGAGGAGAGACGGAAGCAGGCGGGGACACAGACAGAGGACACGGCCCCGUUGAGGAGGGGUGGAGGCAGGACAUGGGACCCUUCAUGCGUACACACCCCUCCAUUAAAGCAGAGUAGUGG